AUGGAUUAUUGGAAAUCACACCGGACGUUGAAAUUUGCAAGGGAAAUCGAUGAGGGAACACCUGAGUGUGGGUUUGAAAGCUUGCCUUCUUACUUAUACAUGAUAAGAAGGGCAAAUCGGUGUACAGUUACGCGUCUUCAAAUCGAUGAGCUUGGAAGAUUCAUGUAUGUGUUUCUUGUCUUUGGUGCGAGCGUUAGUGGGUUUCCUUUCAUGCGCAAAGUUGUUGUAGUCGACGGUACGUUUCUCAAUGGUAAAUACAAAGGGAGGCUACUCACAGCACUAGCUCAGGACGAUGAUUCGUGGCAUUGGUUUUUUACGCAACUAAAACUUCUGAUUCCUGACGACGAGGGUCUUGCGAUAAUCUCGGACAGGCAUAACUCGAUAGGAAAAGCAAUUAGAAAUGUGUAUCCGUUGGCUGCUCGGGGAAUAUGCACCUACCAUUUAUAUAAGAACAUAUUGGGACGGUACAAAGGAAAAGAAGCAUUCCGUCUGGUGAAGAAAGCGGCAAGAUGUUUUAGGAUGUCUCACUUUACACCGAUUUUCGAGGAGAUUGAAGCGAUUCAUCCUGCACUCCACGGCUACCUCCAAAGAGCUGAUGUCCGCCUGUGGACGCGUGUUCAUUUGCCGGGCGAGAGAUGGUUUGCUGAACGGAGAGAGGAUGCCAGAUCGCAGCCAACGACGCUUACAUGUGGCGUCGAGAAACUACUACAUGGUCGUGUAACUGCCGCCAGAGAAUUGACGGUCCAAAGGAUUGAUGAUCAUCACACUGAAGUUAAAUAUGGAUCUUCUAGCGAGUCUUUGAAUGUUGUUAAUUUGGUAGAGCGAAAGUGCACAUGUCGGCGUUUCGAACGCGAGAAAUUACCAUGUGUACACGUAAUCGCAGCUGCGGAGUACAACAAUGUUUGUCGUAUAUCCCUGUGCAGUCCGUACUAUAACAGUGAAUAUUUGGUGAGCGCAUACGCUGAAUCUAUCAUGCCGGCUGACGAAGCAGAAAUCGUGGCAGACCAACCGUGCUUGCCCCCGUAUAUUCGUCAACAACCAGGAAGACCUAAGAAAAAUAGGAUGAAAUAUGCUUUAGAAGUUGCACUUCAAAACAAACGUCCUAGGAAAGAACACACAUGUUCUCGAUGUAGACAUAGUGGCCAUAAUGCGAAAACUUGUCAGAUUUAA
This is a messenger RNA of Brassica rapa (field mustard), 1170 nucleotides long. RefSeq lists its product as uncharacterized. The record is from RefSeq and is a predicted model, not a curated record. Gene Ontology annotation, molecular function: zinc ion binding. Lineage: Eukaryota; Viridiplantae; Streptophyta; Magnoliopsida; Brassicales; Brassicaceae.